Messenger RNA from Microtus ochrogaster (prairie vole), 1027 nucleotides. The record is from RefSeq and is a predicted model, not a curated record. NCBI's taxonomy places the organism in Eukaryota, Metazoa, Chordata, Mammalia, Rodentia, Cricetidae.
UGUUUGGCGCCAAAGCGAGGAGGUGAGGUUGCGCGCUUUGCAGUUCUGAACAAUAGAAGUGCCGCGGCCGAGAGCCCAGCGACCGUUUGGCGUGACUGAACUUGGCAGUUGACAGGACCGCGGGACUCGAGAGCGUCGGUCAUGUUCUGCGAAAAGGCUAUGGAGCUUGUCCGCGAGUUACACCGCGCGCCGGAAGGGCAGCUGCCGGCCUUCAACGAGGAUGGACUCAGACAAGUUCUGGAAGAGAUGAAAGCUUUGUAUGAACAAAACCAGUCUGAUGUGAAUGAAGCAAAGUCAGCUGGACGAGGUAAUUUGAUACCAACCAUCAGAUUUCGGCAUUGUUCUUUGUUAAGAAAUCAACGCUGCACUGUAGCAUAUCUGUAUGACCGGUUGCUUCGGAUUAGAGCACUCAGGUGGGAAUAUGGCAGUGUCUUACCAAAUGCUUUGCGAUUCCACAUGUCUGCUGAAGAAAUGGAGUGGUUCAACCAUUACAAAAAGUCUCUUGCUACUUACAUGAGGUCACUGGGAGGAGAUGAAGGCUUGGACAUCACACAGGAUGUAAAACCCCCCAAAAGCCUAUAUAUUGAACACUUUUUGCCUCGGUGGAAGUGUGAGCAGUUAAUCAGACAAGGGGUUCUAGAGCACGUGCUGUCCUGACUGCGUCCGUGAUGACAACAGCAGGGUACUUCAGGCUCUGCCAGGUGUGAAGCUGAGUCUAGCGCAUGUAAAUAUCCUCACUGGACCUCCCUCCUUCUUUGACUUUAAAUUUACAGACAUGCUCUAAGACAACCAUGGAGGGCGCUUGGCGUGUAGCUCAGUGGUAGAGCACUUGCUUAGCAUUUGAGAAACCCUAGCACCUCAACAGACAGGACAACAAAAGUCAAAGAGCAGGUUAGACCAGGAGCACUUGGCUAGUAGUAUCAUCUGCCAACUGUGAAGCCUUUGUUACAAGCUGUGUCUUCUGGUCAUUCCAUUCCCACAGUAAAUGCUCUCCUUUUAUGAAUAAAAAUAAAGUCUUUAGUUUGAA